This is a messenger RNA of Lytechinus pictus (painted urchin), 3331 nucleotides long. RefSeq names its product gastrin/cholecystokinin type B receptor-like. NCBI's taxonomy places the organism in Eukaryota, Metazoa, Echinodermata, Echinoidea, Temnopleuroida, Toxopneustidae. Bases 347 to 1438 code for a protein of 363 amino acids. Gene Ontology annotation, molecular function: G protein-coupled receptor activity. Gene Ontology annotation, cellular component: membrane. The transcript has 2 exons. Gene Ontology annotation, biological process: G protein-coupled receptor signaling pathway. The record is from RefSeq and is a predicted model, not a curated record.
CCUGUCCGAUAUCACAACUUGUUACAGCUCGAAGAUUAAACAGCGCUAUUAUGGAUAGGUAAAAUUGGUCAAGCCAGGCUAAAGUCACCCGAUGUAUCUCCAAGGAGCACUGUAUCAUGUUGAUGCUAGGAUACUUGCUUAUGAAAAUGUUGUUUAAAUAUUUCUGACAAAUGAAAGAGAACCAACAACUUUGAAACUUCUGGAAUUGGAUGUACAGAAGAAAGAAGAGUGCAGUUUGUGUAAGAUUUUCUCAUGGAUAUGCAGACAUGUCAGACCUGUGCUCAAAGGAUGGGUGAUUGAUACAUUAUUUCUCUUUACCUCUGCUUCACAAGCAAUUGACAGCAACAUGGACAUUUAUGAUAAAAGGAUGACGACUACUUUGGAACUUCUAACCAACGCAACAGGUGAUAUUGGGUUUGCUACUACCAUUCCCUCAGCGCGUGAUACCAUACCGAUUGAUGAUUGGCUGUGGGAUCCGGUCACGUGGUCAUGGUGGGAGAUCCUGCAGGCGGUGUUUGCUGCGAUCGGAUUAGCCGGGAACCUCCUUGUCAUGGCUGUUCUCUUUCAGAGGAGGACCACGAGAAAGUCGGCGGACGCCCUCAUCGGUGCGCUGGCAGCCGCUGACUUCAUGACAUCACUUUUCAUGAUACCCCACCGUGAACCCCAGACAGUCCCCGAUACGCUGAUUGGUCACCUUGCAUGCAAGGUUCUUCUCUCAUCCGUCUUUAUGUGGGUUUCCGUCAUGGCCUCGGUGUUCACACUGACUGCUAUAUCUAUAGAGAGGUUCAUUGCAGUAGUUUAUCCUCUCUACGCGAAGCGCUACCUGACCACGCGUCGAACAAUAACCACCGUCAUUAUCAUAUGGGUAUGCUGUGCCAUCAUUAACUGUCAAUCUUUCGUUGUGACGUCCGUUGACCCUUCGACCCGGAACUGCAUAGUGAGGUACAAAUCCAUGGUAUCGCAGAAAAUCUUCGGGAUCUGCGUUUUCUUGCUCCUGUUCGUCAUCCCUACCUCAAUAAUGCUCUUAUCACAAAUCCUCAUCGCACGAGAACUACAGAGACAAUCAGUACGCUUCGCAGACGAUCAAAGAACCGACCCAUCGAGUCCUGCCUACAACAUCCUCCGCGCCAAAAAGCGCGUCGUCAGACUCCUUCUCAUAGUUGUGUCCAUGUACAUCAUCUGUUGGGCACCCGAUCAUAUCGCGUUCCUGGCUUUCAAUCUACACCUCUUAGACGUAUCCUUCCUAUACAGCCCCUUGUACCAUGGACUUGUCGUUCUUGCGUUCUUCAAUUCCUGCGUCAACCCUAUCAUCUAUGGAGUCAAUUAUCCAGAAUUCAGGAAGGCACUUCGGGAGACUUUCUGGGAGUCAUCGAGCUCCAUCCAACGAGCGUCGCUGUUCGCUCCGGACACGAGUCACACGACGAGUUCAAGGGCCUAGAAUAUUAGGACUUGAUUCAAUGACACUGGUCGAGUUCGAUCUAAUCUAACUGUAAUAAAAAAGUCUUAGCUGCUAGGUCUUGAUUGUUGCACGUGUCUGUGAUGUGUUAUAAAAAUGAAGCCCUGACGAAUCGGCACCCCCAAGAUUGUAAUGCUUCAAACGUGAAAAAUGCAAUUGACCGGAAACUUCAUUCCAAUUAUGUUCAAUACAAUACAUGUGUUAACAUUAUUCUCCCUAGCAGAACAUCAAAUUAUGUUGUCGUGUUUUACGUCACAUAUAUGCAUUUCUUAGUUUCUGCACAAAUUUGUUAUUUUUCCUGGGUAUAUAACAAACAUUCUUAGUUAUGUUUUUUUUUUUAACAAACUCUCUAAUGCUAGCUUUUUUUUACGGUGAGAAACGCGUGGUUUUCUUUGUUUAAAUUGAUUUUGGUUGAAAAAAAUAAAGGUUUGAUAAAAGAAUCUAUCUAAUGAUAACAAACGUAUGUAUUUCAAAGUUGUAAGUGUAAUAUUUGCAAAUUGUUUAUCCUUUUACCUGGUUAGGUACAUUGCUAUUUUGUAUUAUUCAAUAUGAACGUUUGAUUUUACAUUCAAUGCACAAGUCAAAUAAAUUGAAAUUACAGAAUAAAUACAGUUUAUAAAAUUUAAAAUAUACGAUACGCCAAUAAAGUGCAAGUCAGAUUUUUUUUUUUUUGGGGGGGGAAUCGUGUAUAUUUUCAAAUCUGUGGAGAUUUGUCGUUUUGUGACAUGAAUGAUGAAAAGAAUUAAAAUUAUAAAAAUUUGUAAGACAACAAAUGUUGAUGAAACUCCAGUUCGCAAGGCGUGUCACUAAUGUCAUACUUAAAAAAACCUAUUAAAAAAUCAUUGAAAUUGAAAAGCACUGACUUUAAAUUAGUCUACCGCCUUUUCACACGGUAAAAAUCGUAAUGUGAAUGAUGAUUCCAGUGAAAAUAUGGCUAAUGAUGAAUUUUAGCACGUGUGAAACCAAACCAGAACAUGAUUAAGAAUCACGAACGGUAAUCACAAUCACGAAUUCAAAUUCUUCUCUGGAGGUGAAUUCCAGUUAGGUUUCGCUCAAAUCACAGUUUUCGAGUGAGCAUGUGAAAGGUCCGAUGAUUCUAAAGACGAAUUGCAAUUAUCAUUUCAAUGAUGAUUCAAGAUUUACGUGUAAAAAGGCCUUUUGGGAUCCAGGGAUCGGAUUAUUCCAGUGCUAACCAAGCGCAUUGUAUGCCCUGUGAUUGGCCUCUCUGUCCAUUUUAUUGUCUUUGAAAAUUGUUUUUCAGCUUUUCCCCACUUGUGCUGUGUUGUAAGUAAUAAAAUGUAGGGCAUUUUUUCUACAAGAAUCGCGUCUAUGCCUCUUCUUCUAUAAGGGGUAAACCGGGCUGAAAAUAUUUAAAUCUAAAUAAACAGAGUAAAAUAAAAAAUUGACAGAGCAAAAUUCUAAAAUUUUCAUCAAAUUGUGAUAACAAAUUACCAAGUUCUGAAUUUUAAAGUUUAGCAAUAUUUUGUGAAAACAUAUGCACGUCGUCAUGAAUAUUCAUUAAGUAGGCUGAUGAUGUUACAUCCCCACUUUCAUAUUUCUGAUAUUAUUACAUGAAAUCAUAUCUGUCUAAUCUUUUCAUACAUGUGUAAAAGUGUCUCUCUCUUUAUGAAAUACGUUGCAGCAAUAAAUAUCUAAUGCACUAAAUUAGUUGUAAAUCAAUUUUUUAUGUUCUUGGUAGAAAGUAAUGAAUAAGCCUAACUUCAUAUAAUGAAUUACAAAAAAACAGGUGGGGAUAUGAAAUCAUGAGUUUGCUCAUUGGAUAUUUAUGAAGACAUGCCCAGAACUCUUUCAUCGGAAUAAUGCAAAUAUUCAAAGUGCCAUAGCUUUGUUAUUCCUUAAAUAGCCGAUUUUGAU